AUGUUCCUGUCUCCAUACCACAUCCAGUUCCUGUUGACGUUCCUCAACCUUACCCAGUACCAGUCAAAGUUUCAGUACCAGUGGACGUACCAAAGCCGUACGCAGUUAAGGUUCCACAACCUGGUACCUGUCGAUGUACCGAAGCCCUACCCCGUAUACCACACUAAACAAGUGAAGGUAGAAGUAGAAAAGCCAGUAUUCGUGAAACAAGCUGUAGAAGUUAAAGUACCAGUCCCAAAGCCCUACCCUGUAGAAGUACCAACUCCUGUCCACAUUAGAGUGCCACACCCAGUCUUGAUUAAGGAAGCUCAGUACAUCAACACUGGUGAUGCGGGUUUAAGUAACUACAGAUUCGAUGCUGCCAACUAUGGUCUGAAUACAGCAUCUGCUGGGUUGGCUAGCUCUAACUUUGGAUUGAACACGGCAAACUUAGGGAAUCGGUUGUGA
Acanthoscelides obtectus is the source of this 447-nucleotide messenger RNA. NCBI's taxonomy places the organism in Eukaryota, Metazoa, Arthropoda, Insecta, Coleoptera, Chrysomelidae. The record is from the annotation of a GenBank genome assembly.